Messenger RNA from Peromyscus maniculatus bairdii (prairie deer mouse), 2163 nucleotides. It is a transcript of the gene C19H5orf46, whose product is annotated as chromosome 19 C5orf46 homolog. NCBI's taxonomy places the organism in Eukaryota, Metazoa, Chordata, Mammalia, Rodentia, Cricetidae. The record is from RefSeq and is a predicted model, not a curated record.
GAAUAUUGAAAUGUAGCCUGCUAAAAAAAAUGAAAUUGUGAGGUUUCUGGAUGGAGAAAUUUUGAGGUUUCUGGAAGGAGAAUAUUAUAUCAAUAAGGUACUCUAGUCUCAGAAAGACAAUAUUCACAUGUUUUGUCUUAUAAGGAAAUCUAAACUUUUAAUGUUUACAUCAAUGUAAAGCAGCAGUUGUGGGGGUAGGGUAAACUAUGAAACUAGACAGGAGCCCUGAGAAAGAAACAAGAAGUAACAAGAAAGCAGGAUAAAGGCAAAAGAUCACAUGUGACUUGAAAAUUGAUAGAAGGCUAUUAGGCUAGAACAAGGGAGAAUGGAGGGAUAGAGAAGAGGUCAAAAGAAAUGACAAAGGCAAAUUUUGUUUGAAAAAGGCCUAAAUAGAACCCGAUUCUUUGUAAACUACUGAAAAUUUUUAAAAAGAAAUUGCUCUGAUUUUGAAAGAUAGGGCAGAGCCUAUUGUUGGAGAUCUCAGAGCAAGCUGUUCAGACAUCUUGUGCAACAGCCUAAAUUCCACAGCAGAUGACGUCACCACAACUGUCCUAUAAAUGGAGCAAAGAUUCAGGUGCAUCUAAGCGAUUUAUCUGCACCAAUACCCAGGUCGACAGGAAUGGCUGUCUCGGUUCUUCGGCUGAUGGUUGUCCUGGGACUGUGUGCCCUAAUCCUGACAAGCCAGGCAGAUGACAACCCAAAGGAAGAUGAGACCCCAGAUGAGAAAUCAGAUAAAAAUCCAGAUGACUCCAGUAAAAAACCAGAGCCAGAGUUCCCCAAAUUCUUAAGUCUCCUGGGUUCAGAGAUCAUUGAGAAUGCAGUGGAUUUCAUCCUUCGCUCCAUGUCCAGAGGAUCAAGUUUUAUGGAACUCGAUGAGGACCUCGGACAGCCAUCUUCAAAAGUGACCUCCUAAGGACACACCCAUCUGGCAGCAGGACAAAGCAAGGACAGCCAGAUCCUGAACAUCCAGUUCUGUUUCCCAAAGUCGUCCAGAACCGAGACCUCAAGGCAGCUCCCAGCAAGUUACUGGGAACGUAUCCCCAUUUUCAGACAAAUAUAAUUCGAGCUUUUUGACCUUUCAUUCCUCUUUCCACAAAGCCAGGAAACGGCAUCCUCUUAGAGUUAUAGAAUUACAUACUUGACUUUACAGAGAUUUUAUUGUUCCUGGCAAUUUUCCCUGGCAUCUUCAAUUUUGUAAUGAAGCAAAAAAAUGAGAUUACAUAUUACAUAUACAAAUGUACAUUAGCAAAUUCAAGGCUUCUUUAUAUAUACAAUAUACAUGUAUGGGAACAUAUUCUAAAAGAUAAAGUAACACAUUUAACAUUAAAAUGCCAGUAUGUAGUAAAAAGAGGAUUUAAUUCUUGCUCCAAAAACUAAGUUCUUAAUUUCUAAACAUAUGUGAGGUUUCAGUAUUUUACACAUUUUUUUUUAAGUUUUCCAUUCAAAAUAUCUGAGCCUCAUGUCCUGUGUUCGUGAACUCAAAACUGAUCUACUGGUCUCCCUCUUUUCAUUCAAAUGUCUGUUUCUCAUCCGUGGUCAUUGUUCUGCUAGAACAACAGAGUAUUGAGAAGGGAAGAGUGCCAAGACUGAUGAGUGCAGCCCCUUCCCACUACCACCUCAGUGCACAGGGCUGUCCUCAGCAGCCAUCGCAGCCCACUUGACAGACACAAUCUCCCAAAACUACCUAAUACGUUCAGGAGGACAAGAGUGAAGUCAUGGAGCAAGGCGACCAGGACAGGUCUAGCAUACAAAGCCACUCUGUUUCCACUGUUCAGUCCACCAGAUUUGCCCCUGAGUCCUGUCUUUCUCCAGCAUUGCUGCUAAUCCAGUCCCACCCUGAACGCAGCCAUUGUAUUUUCAAUUACCAGUACUUGUCUGUCUUGCUGGUUUUGUUUAUCAGUGGAAAAUGAAAAUCAAUGUUGCAUUUUACAGUGAAUUGGGAUAGCCCACUCUUUGCACAUUUUGGAGAAAGAUGUCAUUUUUCAAAUACCACACCCUUCCUAACCAAGUUACCUAAGAUAUCUAUUAAACUCAGCAUCUGACAGUUAGAAUGGUUUCUAUACCAAUUGUGCUCUUAAAAUCUCUUUCAGGGUUUUUUUUUUUGGGGGCGGGGGCAGGUGUUGUUUGUAGUACUGUGAAUUAAACACAGUCUUUCACACUCUA